Dalotia coriaria is the source of this 3919-nucleotide messenger RNA. It is a transcript of the gene SMC3, whose product is annotated as structural maintenance of chromosomes 3. The record is from RefSeq and is a predicted model, not a curated record. The transcript has 8 exons. Gene Ontology annotation, biological process: mitotic sister chromatid cohesion. Bases 170 to 3778 code for a protein of 1202 amino acids. Lineage: Eukaryota; Metazoa; Arthropoda; Insecta; Coleoptera; Staphylinidae. Gene Ontology annotation, molecular function: protein binding; double-stranded DNA binding; ATP binding. Gene Ontology annotation, cellular component: mitotic cohesin complex; chromosome.
UUAUCACUAGAACGAAAGCUUGCUUGGCGUCACUGGCUUUAGAGGUGUUUUUACCGCUAAAACUAACAACAUUAUUGUUUUUAAUAAGUUUAACUUAUAAUUUAGUACCUACUGGUAUGGUAUAAUGAAAUGUGCUUAUAAUAAUCAAUUCAUUUAGAAAUUGAACAAAAUGCACAUAAAACAGGUCAUUAUCCAAGGCUUCAAAAGCUACAGAGAUCAGACUGUAGUGGAGCCAUUUGAUAAAAGGCACAAUGUAGUUGUGGGUAGAAAUGGCUCAGGAAAGAGCAACUUCUUCUAUGCCAUUCAAUUUGUUUUGAGUGAUGAAUACUCACAUCUCAGGCCUGAGCAAAGGCAAUCUCUACUUCAUGAAGGUACAGGUCCUAGAGUUGGCACUGCUUAUGUGGAAAUAAUCUUUGAUAAUUCUGACAACAGAGUUCCCAUUGAACAAGAUGAAAUUUUCUUGAGGAGAGUAAUUGGAGCAAAGAAGGAUCAAUAUUGUUUAAACAAAAAGGUUGUGCCUAGGAGUGAAGUUAUGAAUUUGUUAGAAUCUGCCGGAUUUUCAAAUUCUAAUCCAUAUUACAUUGUCAAACAGGGAAAGAUUAAUCAAAUGGCUACAUCACCAGACUCUCAUCGACUCAAACUGCUUCGUGAAGUUGCCGGUACAAGAGUAUACGAUGAACGACGUGAAGAAUCCCUUGGUAUUUUGAAAGAAACUGAAACGAAACUUGAAAAAAUAGAAGAAUUUCUUGCAACAAUCACGGAGCGUUUGAGCACACUUGAGGAAGAAAAAGAAGAGUUAAAGUUAUAUCAAAAUCAUGAUAAAAAUCGGCGCGCAAUCGAAUACUUUAUCCUUGAAAUUGAACUCAAUGAGCAAAAACGAAAACUCGAAGAUUUAGAACGUCAACGCAACGAAUCAUCCAAUGAACAGAACAAUUUAGCUACAAAUUUGAAAAAGGCACAGGAUAACAUUAAAACUUUUGCAAAGAAAGUUAAAGACUCCAAAAAGGAAUUUUCUGCAUUAAAAGAGGAAAGAGAUAUAUCAGCAAAUGAUCUGCAGCAUUUACAUAAAGAGAAAGCUAAAUUGGAUUUAACUAUCAAGGAUUUAUCUGAUGAAGUACAAGGUGAUAACAAGUCUAAGGAAAGGGCAGAGAGUGAACUCAACAGGCUCGAGGUGUCCAUCAAGGAGAAAGAACAGGAAUUAGAAAAGGUGAAGCCACAAUAUGAAAUGAUGCGAAAGCGGGAGGAGGAAUGUACACGCGAAUUAACACUAAAAGAACAGAAGCGCAAAGAAUUGUACGCUAAACAGGGUAGAGGAAGUCAAUUUGCUUCAAAAGACGAUCGAGAUAAAUGGAUUCAGAACGAACUCAAAUCGCUUAAUAAACAGAUAAAAGACAAAGUCGAUCACAAAGAACGUAUUUCUGAAGAUUUGCGCCGGGACGGUGCAAACGCCAUCAGCCUCAAUAAGAAAAUCGAAGAACAGACACAAGAAAUGGAAAGACAAAAAGUUUGCAUCGACGAACACAACAAGUCGAUCUAUGAAUUGAAAAAGAGUAAAGAUCAACAUCACAGUACCAGAAAUGAGUUGUGGCGUAAAGAAAAUAAUGUUCAGCAAAAUUUUGGAAGUCUUAAAGAUGAUUUAUUGAAAGCUGAUCAAUCUUUACGAUCCAUGGCAGGAAAACCAAUUCUUAACGGACGUGACUCUGUAAAGAAAGUAUUGGACACUUUUAAUUCGCGAGGAGGACGCGAAGCUGAAAUUGCUAAGUCUUAUUACGGUCUUGUUAUUGAAAAUUUCCAUUGCGAGAAAACAAUUUAUACCGCCGUGGAAGUUACAGCUGGUAACCGUCUUUUCCAUCAUGUGAUUGAGUCCGAUCGAGUUGGUACACAGAUUUUGAAGGAAAUGAACCAACAGAAAUUGCCUGGAGAAGUUACUUUCAUGCCGCUCAAUCGUUUGAAUGUACGAGGUCAGGAUUAUCCUGAUGAUGGUGAUGCGAUUCCAAUGGUUUCAAAACUUAACUACGAUGAGAAAUAUGACAAGGCAAUGCGUUAUUUGUUCGGUAAAACAUUAAUUUGCCGUAAUUUGGAUGUUGCUACAAAAUUGGCGCGUUCUACGGGUUUGGAUUGUGUUACAUUGGACGGUGAUCAAGUGAGUUCCAAGGGUUCUCUCACUGGUGGAUACUUCAACACGUCUAGGUCGCGUUUGGAGAUGCAAAAGACGCGUACUGAAUUGAUGGAACAAGUUACACAAUGUGAGAAGGAACUCGCUACACUACGCGAAGAAUUGCAAACAACCGAAACCGCGAUUAAUAACAUCGUCUCUGAUAUGCAGAAGACAGAAACGAAAAACAGUAAAUCGAAAGCAAUUUACGACAAAGUUAAGGGAGAAAUUCGUUUAAUGAAAGAGCAAGUAUCUAGCAUUGAGCGUUUCCGUGGGUCCAAGGAAAGAUCACUCGCUCAGUGUACUUCUAAUUUGGAAGCUAUGCAAACCACCAAGGAGGGUUUAGAAUCUGAGUUGCACCAGGAAUUGUUAUCGCAGUUGUCCGUAGCUGAUCAACAAGAGGUGGAUAAUCUAAACGAUGAUAUUCAGCGCUUGCAGAAAGAGAACAAGGAGGCGUUUUCGAGCCGUAUGAAACUUGAGGCAGAAAAAAAUAAACUUGAGAAUCUGUUAACCAACAAUCUCAUUCGACGUCGCGAUGAAGUAUUACAUGCUUUGCAGGAAAUUUCUCUAGAAGAUCGAAAGCGCCAACUGGUAAAUUGCAAAACGGAGCUUACUGAAGUGGAUAAAAAGAUCGCGAAGGUUAACAGCGAUACAACAGCAGCCGAUGCAAAGAUUAAGGAGUUGUCGAAAAAGUUAAAAAGUGAACAGAGCGAGUUAGAUAGAUGGAAAAAGUCUGAGAAAGAAGCGGAAGAAAAAAUCAAUGAAGACGCGCGACAUUUGGAGAAGUACGCAACAAAGCAGCGGAUGUUAGAGGAAUCUAUAGAAGAGUAUGUUAAAAAGAUUCAAGCAUUAGGUGCUAUGCCAUCCGGUGAAUCUGUGCAGCGAUUUUCCAGAAUGUCUUCCAGAACGCUUUUCCGUGAACUUGAAAAGACUAACAAUGAGCUAAAGAAGUUCGCGCACGUAAAUAAAAAAGCACUUGACCAAUUUAUGAGUUUUUCUGACCAAAAGGAAAAACUAACGAAGCGGAAGGAUGAGUUAGAUCGUGGAAAUGAAAAGAUUAAAGAACUCCUUACAUCUCUUGAUCAACGUAAAACUGAAGCUAUACAAUUCACAUUCAAACAAAUAUCGCGAUUCUUCAGCGAAGUGUUUAAAAAAUUAGUUCCGGUUGGAAAGGGUAAAUUGAUCAUCAGAAAGAUUGACGAUGAUGAAGGUGGCGAAAUUGCACCGGAAGAUACAGCUGACGUGUACACAGGUAUAGGAAUUAAAGUGUCUUUUACCGACUCCGAUGCAGAGAUGAAAGAGAUGAAUCAGUUGUCAGGAGGGCAGAAAUCGCUGGUUGCAUUGGCGUUGAUUUUUGCUAUUCAAAAAUGCGACCCGGCGCCUUUCUAUUUGUUCGAUGAAAUCGAUCAGGCGCUUGACGCGCAGCAUCGUUUCGCGGUUGCGAAUAUGAUUCAUGAGUUAACAGAUGAGGCGCAGUUUAUCACUACUACUUUUAGACCUGAACUGUUGGAGCAUGCUAAUAAAUACUACGGCGUUAAGUUUCGUAACAAAGUUAGUCACGUGGAAUGCGUGUCGAAGGAUGUUGCCAGAGAUUUCGUUGAGGACGAUCAAACGCAUGGCUAGAAAUACACGAUAUCUUUUAUAUUCUCUAGCAUCUAAGAUUACACAUUGUUAAUAAUUCUAAAGAUUAGUAUCAAGCGUUAGCAUUUUAUCUAAUUUUUUGUCAAUACCAUGCAGUAAAUCGGAUUAAAAUAUAACAAAUUA